This is a messenger RNA of Odocoileus virginianus texanus, 591 nucleotides long. It is a transcript of the gene RD3, whose product is annotated as RD3 regulator of GUCY2D. Gene Ontology annotation, biological process: retina development in camera-type eye. Lineage: Eukaryota; Metazoa; Chordata; Mammalia; Artiodactyla; Cervidae. The record is from RefSeq and is a predicted model, not a curated record.
GCCAUGUCCCUGCUCCCGUGGCUCCGGGCGAACGAGGGGCCGCCACGGCCGUCCCCGAGGAGUCCGGCGGAGAUGGUGCUGGAGACGCUCAUGGUGGAGCUGGCGGGGCAGAUGCGCGAGGCUGAGCGGCAGCAGCGGGAGCGCAGCCACGCGGUGAGGAAGGUCUGCACCCGCGUGGACUACAGCUGGCUGGCCAGCGCGCCGCGGCCCACCUACGACCUCAGCCCCGGCGAGAGGCUGCAGCUGGAGGACGUCUGCGCCAAGAUCCACCCGGCCUACUGUGGGCCCGCCAUCCUCAGGUUCCGACAGCUGGUGGCGGAGCAGGAGCCGGAGGUGCAGGAGGUCUCCCGGCUCUUCCGCUCGGUGCUGCAGGAGGUCCUGGAAAGGAUGCAGGAGGAGGAGGAGGCGCAGCGGCUGACGCGCCAGUGGAGCCUGCGGGCCCCCCGAGGCAGCCUGGCCACCUUCAGGAGCCGCGCGCGCAUCGCCCCCUUCGCCAGCGACAUCCACACCAUCUCCGAGGACGUGGAGCGGGACACGCCGCCGCCGCGGGCCUGGAGCAUGCCCGAGUUCCGGGCACGGAAGGAGGACUGA